AUGUCCUCAACCACUCCAGGCAACAACGGAACUGUCGUGCCAAAAUAUCGAAUUCGAAGGUCAGCAAUUAAAUCUCAACACGUGGCAACCAUUCAAUCGGUCCGAGAAGAAACACCUUCGUCCUCUCCAUCAUCGUCAUCGUCAGAAACCACCACCACUGCCAUCACUUCCAUCACUUCCAUCACUACUCCAAAUCAGUCUUUAUUACAAGAUGAUGAGAAUAAGCCAUCAUCAUCAUUAACCACAACAACAACAUCCACCAAAAACAAAUCUUCCAUAUCAUUGAAUGAUCAUUCAGAACAACAUCAUUUAUCAUCAAACCAAUGUCCUUCAACCACCACUACAACUCCCACCACUACAACUCCCACUACUACAACUCCCACCACUACAACUCCCACUACUACUACAACCAUCAUCAGCAAUACUAUUCCCACUUUCAACUCUACAUGUUCAACAUCAUCAUCACACACUACCAAUUUUGUUCACUCUUCUCACGAUAAUUGUCAUGUUCGUGAUGAUGAUCCUAAGAGUAAGGACAUACAAAAACCUUUCUUUAUUCAUGUCAUGCCAAGUACCAUUACGAGAAAUUCACAAGGUCCUCUUUCCAAUCAUCAUGACAUUGUGAUGAUUCCAUGGACUUUAAAUUUGGAUUUGAAUUUAUUGGAACACUAUCAAGCAAUGAUUGGACGUUGCUCCGAAUGUCAUGAAUAUGUGAAAAGAGGAAAUUUUGAAAAACAUGUACAGAACGAUUGUAAAAGUGAAAUUGAAACCAAUUUUGAAGAAAUUCAACAACAGAGAAUGGAAGAAUUACACAAUGACUUUACAAUCAAGAUUCAUUCAACUCAAGAAAGAAUCACCAAAUUAGAGACCGAUCUGAAAGAAUUAACAAGCCAAAAGAUGAAUCUUCAAAAUAAGAUUUCUGAUCUUGCCAAAAGACGAUUCAUGGAAGAAAACUCUCAAAUCGUGACAUUGGAUGUAGGAGGUGAAAUUAUACAGACAUCACUGUCAACACUCAUUAAUCGAGAAUUUGAACCCGAGUCCUUGCUUGCAAGCAUGUUCGAAAAUGUUCUUUCAUCCAAUAAUGAUUCUAGUAUGGAUGAAGAAUCCACACCAUGUCAUCAUUACAUUGAUUGUGAUCCUGAUCAUUUUUCUCUUGUGUUGCAUUGGCUUCGAUAUGGAAAUAUUCGAGUGGACACAUCCACAGGUAAACUUCUUGUGGAUGUGGCUGAACAAUUUGGACUUGUUAAUUUAAAACAACAAAUUGAAAGCUGUGAAUUGCUCAAAGAGUCAGUUUCUAAAUUUGGACUUUCAAAUAUCAACAAGACCUAUAACAAGAUCAAACAAUAUGAAAUGGAUCACUUGUUGAGUUAUUCCAUGAAAGAAAAUGUUCAACUUUCAUUAACCAAUGUGGAUUUGAGAGGUGUCUCUUUACGUGACUCUCAAAUUACCAAUGCUGUCAUUACAUAUUCUAACUUUGGUGGUAUGAAUCUUGUGGGAGCUUGUUUCAGUGGAACAAAUUUGAGUGGAUGUAAUUUUGAAAAGUGCAAUUUGACCAAUGUCAAUUUGAGUGGAUGUAAUUUGACCAAUGUCAAUUUCAGAAAUGCCACUCUCACCAAUGCUUCUCUGACAGGUAGUAUUUUGGAUGGAUGCAUUCUUGAAAAUUGUAAUUUAUCCAAUGCUAACUUGAAAGCAUGUAAUCUCACAACCACUUCAUCCAACUCUACAGGAUAUAUUUUAGCAAAUGCAAAAUUGAAUCGAGCCAUUGUGAAUGCAGAUUUUUUGAGAAAAUCAAAAAGUUUGUUUGGUAUUGAUUUGAGUGGAUGUAGUCUCAAAAAGAUGGACUUUUCUGGACUCGAUUUUUCAUAUGCCAAUUUAUCGAAUUGCAUUCUCUCACAAAGUAAUUUCACAAAUACUAAUUUUGCAAAUGCCAAUCUCAGUACGUCAUCUCUGAGUGAAUGCAUCUUUACUGGAUGUAAUAUUACAGGAGCUAAACUCGUGAAUUCAAGUCUGAGAAAUUGUGAUUUAACAAGUAUUGAUCCAGCCUCUGUUGGAUAUUGUGUAGCUGGAGCGAAAUUGCAAGGAGCUAAAUAUGACAAUGAAUUUAUGAAUAAGGCAACCAAAUUGGUUCGAAACAAGAAGGAUUCCUAUACUCGUAGAAAUCAAUCACAAGAAAAUGAUCUCGAAACUCUCAUGCUUUCAGAUGGAUACUUUUACAGCAUUCUCAAAGUUUUUGCAGAAAAAGAAUAUGCAAGUGAAAAUUUAUUGCUAUGGGAAAAGAUUAAGAAUUUGUCUUCUGAUUUCAAUAAUCUGCAUGCAGUGGUCAACAAAGAUAUGCUACGAGAAAUUUACAAUGAAUAUGUGAAACCAAGUGCACCCAAUGAGAUUAAUUUUUCAUCGGACUGCAAGAAAAAGUUCUACUCGUUGAUAGAGCCAAAUUCAGAGUUGUCAAAACAUGCCUCCAUAGCAACAACAAGAGAAAGUGUGAUUCAUGCGAAUCCAAUUGAAUCCGUUGAAAACGAGAUCUCCAAGAAGCAAAACGAAGAAGUGAAUGUGAAAUCAGUCAUGGACCUUCUAUGGCCUGAGUUGUUUAUGAAUAUCUAUGACACGUUCACUCGUUUGCAAAAAACAAAACAAUAUGCUCAUUGGGAAAAGACAAGUGCAAACGUUCCAUUUGUAACAACUUCUCGAGAGUAA
Molecule: messenger RNA, 2694 nt
Organism: Naegleria fowleri
Lineage: Eukaryota; Heterolobosea; Eutetramitea; Acrasida; Naegleriidae
Exons: 1
Coding region: 1-2694 (897 amino acids)
Biological process (GO): protein homooligomerization
Source: RefSeq, a predicted model, not a curated record